AUGUCAGCUAAGGGCGGUGCUCGUAAGAAAUGGACAAAGACAACCAACAAGGAGAAGAGGGAAUGGUCCUGCAUUAUCUCACCAGAACAGGCUGCUGAUAUGCAGAAGUCUGUCCCAAAGCAGAAAACAAUUACAGUCAACAAGCUUGCUGAAAAGUAUAAAAUCUCUCUUACAGUUGCCCGUAAAGCUCUCGAGGCUAUGGCUGCUGAAGGAAAGAUCGUUCCAGUUAUUUCAUCUCAUGAUCUCAAGUGCUAUGCUCCACACCCAGAUCAUGUUGUAGAAAAGGUCGAAGCAGCUCCAGAAGAGCAGACUUCCAAGAAGGCUACAAAGAAGGGCAAGAAAUAA
Molecule: messenger RNA, 345 nt
Organism: Trichomonas vaginalis G3
Lineage: Eukaryota; Parabasalia; Trichomonadida; Trichomonadidae
Product: S25 ribosomal protein family
Exons: 1
Coding region: 1-345 (114 amino acids)
Cellular component (GO): cytosolic small ribosomal subunit
Molecular function (GO): structural constituent of ribosome
Source: RefSeq, a predicted model, not a curated record